CACACCACUUGUGAUCAGAUGUGCGCGAGUGUCACCCGCUUGUACAGACUUUGGCGUUUCAAGAGGAACAAAAAGCGAUUCGCCGUUAUUAAACGUUUAUUUCGAAAAUGAGAUUCAUCGCUGUCAUCGCUUUCGGUUUACUGGCGUCACAACAAAGCAGCAGCAGAACUCUGCCAGAUGAUGAUUCAGUGGUGAGCGUGUACGCAAAAGAUGCUACAAAAGACAACAGCAAGCCUUCAUUAGCGUAUUUGCUAGCCAGCGGUCUCGCCAGCAGAAUCGCUUCUCCGUUUUCUAAUUUAUUGAACUUCGGCAAGAAUGUAACCACAACGAUGCGACCGUUUCAUAGAAUCGAACUCUACGAUGAUACGGAACAUGCUGCAAAAUCUGAUGUCAUACCGCUGAAGAAUGAAAUAUCAAAUGACAGGGACGUAGAAGAACUCUCAGACGACAGUAUUUAUAAAAAGACUGGUAAGAAACCAGAGAAAAUAGUGUUGUUCUCGAACUUUCUGCCGAUGAAAGAGAAAUUGGAAUUAAAUGGUACGGUGAACGAAGUAGAUGUUGAUAAUGAAUUUGAUGAUUUAGAGUUUAGUGAUGAAGACGACAUAGAUGAGGUUAUGAGAUCGAAUGAUGGUGGCAUUGUUUAUGUAUUAGAAGUAAUAGGUAGUAUAAUACAAUUGCUUUGGGGCGGAUUCUUGGCGUUAUUCCAUCCUUCAUCGUCUUAGUUUAUUGAACUGUAUAGCUUUGGUUUAUGAUUUAACUCUAUUGUAGAUAUACAUAAAUAUGUUAUUUAUUCUUUGGAGGUCGAAUAGAUCUCAGUACAUUUUGGCUUAUCUGAGAUAUCUUCGAAUCCAUUUUUUUUAAUUGUACCGAUCUAAGAUCGUAAUAGCG
This is a messenger RNA of Papilio polytes (common Mormon), 888 nucleotides long. RefSeq lists its product as uncharacterized. The record is from RefSeq and is a predicted model, not a curated record. NCBI's taxonomy places the organism in Eukaryota, Metazoa, Arthropoda, Insecta, Lepidoptera, Papilionidae. The transcript is spliced from 3 exons. Bases 108 to 722 code for a protein of 204 amino acids.